This is a messenger RNA of Loa loa (African eye worm), 642 nucleotides long. RefSeq lists its product as hypothetical. Gene Ontology annotation, molecular function: protein binding; histone H3K36 methyltransferase activity. The transcript has 3 exons. Gene Ontology annotation, cellular component: chromatin; nucleus. Bases 1 to 642 code for a protein of 213 amino acids. The record is from RefSeq and is a predicted model, not a curated record. Gene Ontology annotation, biological process: regulation of DNA-templated transcription. NCBI's taxonomy places the organism in Eukaryota, Metazoa, Nematoda, Chromadorea, Rhabditida, Onchocercidae.
AUGGUACAUGUUAGCAUCUUGCAUGUCAUCAGUAUCAUUCAUGCUGUUGAUCAUCAUAACUUACAUGGCAAGUACACAAAAAAAGUUUUGCAGUUCAUAUGUGAAUAUAUCGGUGAGGUUGUCUCAAUGGAAACGUUCAAUGUUCGAAGUCGUACUGAUUAUCGUUAUCAACGAAAUCAUUACGCAUUGAACCUUUGCCCAGGUUUUGUUGUUGAUGCCUAUCAUAAAGGAAACAUUGCACGAUUUAUUAAUCAUUCCUGUGCUCCAAACUGUGAAAUGCAGCGUUGGUCUGUUAACGGCCAUUAUCGAAUUGGCUUAUUUGCUUUGCGUGGAAUUCAUGAGGGUGAAGAGCUUACGUAUGAUUAUAACUGGGAUGCGUUUGAGUUUGAUGAUGUAACGAUCUGUUGUUGUGGUGCACCGAACUGUCGACAUUUCCUUAAUAAAAAUGUUAUUAUGAAUAAUCGAGAGAAGGAACUAGCACGUAACACGCGUUUGCUUCUGCUGCGGAAUGUACGAAAAUCGGCAGCAUGUAAAUUGAAAAAAUUUAGAAAAGUGAGGCAAACUGGUUAUGGCGGCCUUUGUUCUGGUGAUUCGAGUAAACCAAUCGAAAUAGAAAUAUUAGCAAAAUUAUUUGAUGGUUGA